This is a messenger RNA of Diospyros lotus (date-plum), 6805 nucleotides long. RefSeq names its product nuclear-pore anchor. The coding region runs from base 230 to 6469 and encodes 2079 amino acids. Gene Ontology annotation, molecular function: structural constituent of nuclear pore. Gene Ontology annotation, cellular component: nuclear pore. The transcript is spliced from 48 exons. Gene Ontology annotation, biological process: mRNA export from nucleus; protein import into nucleus. Lineage: Eukaryota; Viridiplantae; Streptophyta; Magnoliopsida; Ericales; Ebenaceae. The record is from RefSeq and is a predicted model, not a curated record.
AAAAGUUCCGGUCAGGGCAAGGGCAAGGGCAAGGGCAAGGGCAUCGUGUCUCUCGGAAGCCCGAAGUUUCUCUCUUCCGUCGUCGUCUCUGCUGAGAGAGUGAUCGUCCAACAUCCCUGCGCCCCAAUUCCAUUCCUUUUGCGAGCCCUACCUUCUUCAAUCCGCACCUGUCAACUCAUAUACCCCUCGGCGACGAUCAUUCGUAAAUUUAGGGUAACGAACGACGAAAAUGCCUCUGUUCCUCUCUGACGAGGAGUUCGAGCGGUGCUCGCAGGACGCCUCUCUCGUGGCGGAGAAGGCCGACGCGUUCAUACGAGAGCUUUACAAUCAACUGGAAACCGCCAAGGCGCAGGCCGAUGCGGCCGCCAUCACCGCGGAGCAGACCUGUUCGCUCCUCGAGCAGAAGUACGUCUCCCUCUCCUCCGAGUUCGCCAAGCUCGAAUCGGAGAACUCGCAACUCAACUCCACUCUUGAACAGCGCCUCUCGGACCUCGCCCAAGCCCAAGCGCAGAAGCAUCAAAUCCAUCUCAAAUCCAUUGAGAAAGAUGGCGAGAUCGAGCGGCUUUCUACCCAGGCUUCCGAAUUUCAGAAGUCCAAGAGGCAGUUAAUCGACCUGUUGGAGCAGAAGGACGUAGAGAUUAGUGAGAAAAAUGCUACGAUCAAAAGCUACGUGGACAAGAUUGUCAACCUGACUGACAGUGCUGCAUCGCGGGAAGCUCGAUUGAAUGAAAUUGAGGCAGAGUUGGCACGUUCUCGUGCUUCCUGUGCUCGUCUUACUCAGGAGAAAGAACUCAUUGAGAAACAUAACGCUUGGCUUAAUGAUGAAUUGACAACCAAAGUUAGCAAUCUCAUUGAGCUCCGGAGCACACAUAAUGAACUUGAGGCAAAUAUGUCAGCUAAGACUGCAGAUUUUGAGAGAAAAUUGAAUGAAAGUUUGAGCUCUUUAAAAUGGAACAAGGAUAGAGUGGUGGAGCUAGAAGAGAAGCUUACACUGAUGCAGGAGGAGCUAAGCUCAUCUAAAGAUGGUGCUGCAGCCAGGGAAGAGCAAUAUUCUGCUGAAAUCUCCACGGUUACAAAGCUUGUUGAAUUAUAUAAGGAGAGUUCCGAGGAAUGGUCAAAAAAGGCAGGAGAGCUUGAGGGAGUCAUCAAAGCUUUGGAAACUCAUCUAAGUCAAGUUGAAAAUAAUUAUAAAGAGAGGCUUCAAAAGGAAAUAUCUGCAAAAGAAGAAUGUCACAAGGAAGCUGCUUAUUUGAAGGAGAAACUUGAAAAGUGUGAAGCUGAAGUUGAGACAAGAAGGAAAGCAAGUGAGCUGAAUCUUCUUUCUCUGACAGGUCUUACGGAAACAUGGGUGGACUCAGUUGAAGGAAAUGACACUGUUGGGGACAACCUCAAGGUAGUUCCUAGUAUUCCAGUCGGUGUUUCAGGGACAGCAUUAGCAGCUUCACUUCUAAGGGAUGGUUGGAGUCUUGCAAAAAUGUAUGCCAAGUACCAAGAGGCUGUUGAUGCAUUACGGCAUGAGCAAUUAGGAAGAAAGCAGUCACAGGCAAUUUUGGAGCGGGUCUUGUACGAAAUUGAGGAGAAGGCUAGUGUCAUUUUGGAUGAGCGAGUGGAACAUGAGAAAUUGGUUGAAGCAUACUCUGCAGUAAACCAAAAGCUGCAGCAAUCUCUUUCUGAGCAAAUUCAUUUAGAGAGGACCAUCCAGGAAUUAAAGGCUGAUUUGAGGAGGCGUGAAAGGGACUGCUCCCUAGCACAGAAGGAGAUCACUGAUCUCCAAAAACAGGUGACAAUCCUUCUAAAGGAAUGUCGAGAUGUACAAAUUCGUUGUGGAUCUGCUGGUCCUGAUUACAUUAAUGACAUUACCAUCUCUCCGGUUGUUGAGUUGAGUGUUGACUCUGAUGCUGAAAAAAUAAUUUCUGAAAGGCUGUUGACCUUUAAGGAUAUAAAUGGGUUAGUUGAGCAGAAUGUUGAGCUCAGAAGCCUCGUGCGGAGCCUCUCUGACCAGAUUGAAAGUAGAGAAAUGGAGCUGAAGGAGAAGUUUGAAGUAGAACUCCAGAGACACACUGAUGAGGCUGCUGCCAAAGUUAAUGCAGUACUAGCGAGAGCAGAAGAGCAAGGGAAAAUGAUUGAAUCACUUCACACCUCUGUUGCAAUGUACAAAAGGUUAUAUGAGGAGGAACAUAAACUUCAACUUCAUUCAACUCACUCCCGCACUGCAGAAGCAUCUGCUGGUUCUCAAGAUGUUGGGAAGAAUGAUCUUGUUCUUCUGCUUGAAGGUUCCCAGGAAGCUACAAGGAAGGCCCAAGAAGAGACUUCUGAGCGCAUGAGACAUCUGGAGGAAGAUUUGCGUAAAGUGAGGAGUGAGAUGAUAUCAUUACGAUCAGAGCGUGAUAAGUUGGAGCUUGAAGCGAAUUUUGCACGCGAGAAACUUGAUAGAUUCAUGAAAGAAUUUGAGCAUCAGAGAGAAGAAACCAAUGCUGUUAUAUCCAGAAAUGUUGAGUUUUCACAAUUAAUAAUUGGCCACCAGCGGAAACUACGUGAAGGUUCUGAAUCUAUAACUGCCGCUGAGGAGUUCUCACGAAAAUUAACCAUGGAGGUCUCAAUGCUGAAGCAAGAAAAAGAAAUGUUGACACAUGCAGAAAAGAGAGCUUGUGAUGAAGUUCGUGGUUUGUCUGAGAGGGUUUAUCGUUUGCAGGCUAGUUUAGACACUAUCCAGAGUGCAGAAGAAGUUCGUGAGGAGGCUAGAAGGGCAGAGAGAAGAAAACAAGAGGAGUACGUUAAACGGAUUGAGAAGGAAUGGGCCGAGGCUAAGAAAGAUCUUCAGGAAGAGCGUGACAAUGUUAGGCGUCUCACACUUGAUCGAGAAGAGAUUAUGAAAAAUGCCAUGAAGCAAGUUGAAGAAAUGGGAAAAGAACUAGCUAAUGCCUUGAGUUCUGGUUCCGCAGCUGAGGCCAGGGCUGCUGUUGCUGAGGCGCGAUAUUUGGAGUUGGAGAAGAAGAUCAAAUCUCCAGAAGCAAAGGUAUUUCUGAUAGGUGGGGAACAUGGCGAGAAUGGAAUAUCUCCUUCCUCAAGCACUGAGGUUAUUGCUGACUUGGCUAUUGCAAAAGAGGAGAUCCAAAAAUUGAGAGAGGAAGCACAAGUUAAUAAGGACCACAUGAUGCAGUAUAAGAGCAUAGCACAGGUGAAUGAGGCUGCAUUAAAGCAGAUGGAAAUUGCCCACGAAAACUUCAAAAAUGAGGCGGAUAAAGUGAGAAUGUCUCUUGAAGCUGAACUUUUAUCAGUUAGAGAGCACAUUAGUGAACUUGAAAGUGAAUAUAGUUCAAAGUCCAAAGAAGGUGCAUCCUUACUUGCCGAUAGGGAAGGGGCUCUUGCUUCUGCUAUUUCAGAAAUUGACCACUUCAAGCAAGAAAAUUCUCUUAAGAUGUCCCAGAUUUCGACAAUGGAAGUUCAAAUUUCUGCUCUGAAGGAAGAUUUAGAGAAGGAGCAUCAGAGAUGGCGUGAUGCUCAAACCAACUAUGAACGACAGGUCAUACUACAGGCGGAGACAAUUCAAGAGCUGACAAAAACAUCACAAAGUUUGGCUUUGUUACAGGAGGAAACAUCUGAAUUACGUAAAGUGACUGAUGCACUCAGAACUGAAAAUAAGGAACUAAAGGGAAAGUGGGAGGUGGAGAAGUCAAUGCUAGAAGAAUUAAAGAACGUAGCUGAGAAGAAGUACAAUGAGAUCAACGAGCAGAACACUAUACUGCACAGUAGACUUGAGGCUCUACAUAUUAAAUUAGCUGAGAAGGAUCAUGUUUCUGCUGGGUUGUCCUCUGGAAGCACUAGCCACGAUCCACUACGGGAUGAUGGGUUACAGAAUGUAGUAAAUUAUCUGCGGCGGUCAAAGGAAAUUUCAGAGACCGAGAUUUCUUUGUUAAAACAAGAAAAACUUCGACUGCAGUCACAGCUUGAGGGUGCUCUAAAGGCAGCAGAAACGGCACAAGCAUCACUUACUUCUGAGCGAGCAAAUUCAAGAGCAACGAUAUUUACUGAGGAAGAAUUUAAAUCUCUACAACUUCAGGUUAGAGAAGUAAACUUGCUUCGAGAAAGUAAUGUGCAACUCAGAGAGGAAAACAAGCACAAUUUUGAUGAAUGCCAGAAAUUACGCGAAGCUGCUCGUAAAGCAAGAUCAGAAAGUGAAGAUAUGCAGAAACUACUGAGAGAGAGAGAAACUGAGCUGGAUGCUUGUAAGAAAGAAAUUGAGAUGCAGAGAAUGGAGAAAGAACGCUUGGAUAAGAGGGUUUCUGAUUUGAUGGAGAGGUUCAAGAGUAUUGAUGUGGAGGAUUAUGAUCACAUGAGAGAAGAUGUUAAACAUUUGCAGGCAAAUCUGAGUGAGAAAGAUGCGCUGCUGGAGGAACUAAAGAAACUUCUUUCCGAGAAACAGGUUUCAAUAUCAGAAUUGGAGCAAGACCUUGUAAAGAGCAGAGCGGAAGUAAAUGAGAGGGAGAGCAGGCUGAAUGAUAGUUUGCAAAUUGAGGCUUCUCUGAAAUCUGAGAUCGAGAAGCACAAGAAGUUAGGAGCUCAACUUAAGAAAAAGUUUGAAAACUUGUCAAAGGAGAAGGAGGAACUGAGCAAAGAGAAUCAAGCACUUUCAAAACAGUUAGAAGACUAUAGGCAAGUAGGGAGGAGGGGCAUGGGGGAUGCUGCAGGUGAACAUGCAAUGAAGGAAAAGGAGAAGGAGAAAGACACCAGGAUACAGAUUCUAGAGAAAACUGUGGAGAGGCAGAGAGAGGAGUUGAAGAAAGAGAAGGAUGACCAUAAGACAGAGAAGGCAAAGCGUUUGAAGACAGAGAGGACAAUAUUGGAGUCUUUCAAGUCUGUGAAUCAGGAGAAAGCCAAGCUGGUAGAUGGGCUUGAGAAGCAUAAACAUGCCCUUAAGAGGCUGUCUGAAGAAGUUGAGAAGCUCAAGCAUGCUAAAGGCAGCCUUCCAGAGGGCACAUCAGUGAUUCAGAUCCUUUCUGGGACUCUAUUGGAUGACCUUUCUGCUUCCUAUCAUCUGACUGUAGAAAAUUUUGAACGUGUUGCUCGUUCAGUUUCAGGCGACCUUGGAGCUCUGUCUGGGGCAGACAUUUCCUCAUUUAUGGAUGCAUCACCUUCAGGAGUCACCACAGGUCAGCCAGUUCCUUCUCAAGCCCCAACCAUCUUAGCGCCACCAACAGGCACUGCAGGAAGUUUGCCAUUGGCUAAACCAACAGAUGAAAAAGAGAAGAGAUUUAUUUUACCAAAAGCAAAUAUUGAAGCCCGUAAAACUGGGAGGAAGUUGGUCCGACCUCGUAUUGUGAAGUCUGAAGAGCCCCAUGUAGAUCCAGAUCAGAUGCCAGAAACUGAGGGUUUCAACAGUGAUGGAAAGGCUCUGACCUCCCAUAACUUAGAAACUCAAGGCAGCCUUGCGCCAGUAACCCAUACAACUGCUCGCAAACGUCAUGCUUCUUCUACGUCUUCUGACUUGCCCGAAGAGUCGCUUGUUCAACGUGGCACCGGCUCUGAGAUGGAAGCCCCUGUGCUGAAGAAAUCUAAAGCCUCAGAAUCUCAACAAGAAGGUGCUGAAGUGCAAGCUAUUACAGAAAAUUUGGAAGCUGUUCCUGCAAUAGAAGAAUCUCCGGAUGCCAUUGCUGAUCUGUCCCAAGUGCUAAAUGAGGAAGCUAUGGAGAUCGAGAAGGAUGACAUAGAGACUGGGGAGCAGGAUGAGGAGCCAAAAGUUGGAGGUGCAAAUCAAAUUGAGUUGCAGAAUGAAAGCAAUGAUGUUAUGGAGGAAAUGGUCUAUAAAAAAAACGAACCAGAUGGGAUAUCAGAUGAUCAACAGAAGGCUGUUACCGAGCAGGACAUCCAACAGUCAGCACUGGAGCCGGACAUUGAGCCGGAAGAGGGAGAGCUGGUCCCUGAGGUGGCAGAUUCUGAAGGUGGUGGUAAUACAUCCACCAUGGUAGAGAGCCAAGAAAUGGUAGACAGCCAGCCCGAGCAGGCACCUCGUGUGAGUGUACCCAUAGUCGAUGAGGAAAUUCUAAUUGGUGCUACUGUGGACUUGGGAGAAGCUAGUUCUCCCCAAGUCCUAACUGACGAAGGCGAUGCAGAAGCAAAUGCCGAGGGCACAGACAAUCCAAACGAUGGUAACAACCAGGUUUUAGUGCAAGCAGACCACCCAAACCCUGAAGCCCCUUCAGAUACCAGUGAGAGAGCAUCGACAGUUACUGAUGCAGAAACUAAACAAGGUAGCCCGAGUGUCGCAACAGAAGCGCAAGAAGGAAAACAGGUAUCUCCCGCAGGUAAGAGCUCAACCACUAUUAAUUUGCAAGAGAGGGCAAAACAAAGGUCUGCACUGAGGCAAGCAGGAGUGAUUUCUAAUUCACUGGGUAGAGGCCGAGGAAGAGCAGGCCGUGGCCGCGGUGGGCGUCCCGGACGCGGCGGCCAGAGCUCCGGUGGACAGGGCUAAAGCUUUGAGGAGUUGAUUAGUUGAAUGAGGCAUGGCAUUGAGCGGACUGGACUGAAUGUUGCCUUGCCUCGUCAAUCAUAUGUAUGUUCAACCCAAAGAUGCCAGGAGGAGAAACAGACACCGCCGUUUAAAAAGCCGCCUAUCUUUUGCCGCUCGGGAAGGAAACUGAAUGAUAAGGGGUGGGGAUUGAGGUUGACGAGGGUAUUAGAAUUUUAAACAAAGUUCUGUUGAUUGGUUUGCAUAAUAGGCAUUUUUGAGGUUUGUUAUGUCUUAUGGCACCCAAAUACAAUACAUAUUAGAAAUUUUAAUCCACUCAGGACAUUUAUUUCUGGGAAA